Molecule: messenger RNA, 151 nt
Organism: Sphaeroforma arctica JP610
Lineage: Eukaryota; Ichthyosporea; Ichthyophonida
Exons: 1
Source: RefSeq, a predicted model, not a curated record
AUGAAGAUGAGCAUGGACGACGAUACUAUGGUUGGCGAUGCUACUACAGCAGAUGACGUACAGCUUACCACAGCUGAGCAUGUGGAGAGACUCUUACAGUAUAUAGCUACGUCUGGGGAUAAGUUAUCUGAGGGCCAACAGUUUUCACAAG